Vicia villosa (hairy vetch) is the source of this 612-nucleotide messenger RNA. RefSeq lists its product as uncharacterized. Lineage: Eukaryota; Viridiplantae; Streptophyta; Magnoliopsida; Fabales; Fabaceae. The record is from RefSeq and is a predicted model, not a curated record. The coding region runs from base 1 to 612 and encodes 203 amino acids. The transcript has a single exon.
AUGGAGAGGGAGUUUUCGGUAGCUUCUUGUUACGACUUGUACGAGAACUACAAUACGCCUUAUGGUCCUCCAAUUAAUCAUUUGGAAGCAUUUGGUUUUUUGUGGAAGACGGAGGUUCCGUUCAAAAUAAAGGCUUUUGGUUGGAGACUUUUGCACAAUAGGCUUCCUUUGAAGGAUCUCUUGGUUUUUCGAGGAAUGUCUUUUCCUUUGGAAGAGUUAAAGUGUAUAUUUUGUGGUCAUGAUGAGGAAUCAAGGGAUCACUCCUUUUUUGGUUGUUUGGUGGUUGGAAAUAUUUGGAGAGAAAUUGCUUUUUGGGUGGGUAAAGGGGAUUUUUUAGAUGAAGGAUGUUUAUCAAAUUUUUUGGAUUGGCAUCAUUUCUUUGAUAGUCAAAAGGUUUCGGAUAGGAAAUUGGAUUUAGUUUGGCUAGCUUCAACUUGGUGUCUUUGGUUGGUUAGAAACGGUGUGUGUUUUCGUAAGGAGGCGUGGAGUGUGAACAACACCAUUUGGAAUAUCAAGACUUUAGUUUGGAGAUGGUCGUUUUGCGGAAAAAUUACCCAUCCCAAUUACUCCUUUUACGAGUUUUGUAAGGAUCCGGUUUAUUUUCUCUCGUAA